AUGCGGAAAAAAGCAGUGAAGAAGCGGGAGGCGUUGCAGAACGUCAAGCAGCGACUGAGCACGGCAGCGGCACGACAGCCCUCUUGCAGCCCUCUGCCGGCGCCGAGACCAUCGCCGGGACCCAGCCGCCCGAGAGCAAAGGGCAAACGCAAGGGGCAGCGGCGGCGCAGAGCAGUGGCCACCCCGACAUCGGCUCUGCGGUCACCAGCGGUCCUGCCGCUUCUGCUGGAAGUCGGGCGGGGGGAACUCCACCAGUUCCCUCCGCAGGUGGCGGUGGGGCAGCCGGCGGUCAGACCGGAGAGCCGAAUGAGACGAAUGCCGAAGACGCCGCAGGGUCCGAUGCCGCUCGCGCACCUGCAAAGAGCGAGGCCAAAGCACCUGCAGCGCGGCCCCUCGCUACCAGCACAGAUGACACCGCGACGACGACUGGCGGUGACAGCAGCACCGCGGCCUCGCACUCCGCUUCCCUCUUUGCGGUGCUUCUUCUGCUUGCGUAUGCGGCUGCCGCUGCGGUGGUGGCCGCGUGAGUGGCAGUGUGAGAGGUCUGUACACACAUCUCUUCCUUCUUCCUCUAUUUGCGUGUCCCCCUGCACGGACUCUCUCGCCCUCGCAUCACCUCACGAGGCACACACACACACACAGUGUGUGCUCGUAUAUAUACACAUCUCCACUCAUGCAGCUCCGUCGGUUUUCUUUUGUACCCGACGAGCCGCUGCCGUCCUGCUUGGCUGCAUGGGCACAGCACCGUAA
Trypanosoma conorhini is the source of this 750-nucleotide messenger RNA. RefSeq lists its product as uncharacterized. The record is from RefSeq and is a predicted model, not a curated record. The transcript has a single exon. NCBI's taxonomy places the organism in Eukaryota, Euglenozoa, Kinetoplastea, Trypanosomatida, Trypanosomatidae. The coding region runs from base 1 to 750 and encodes 249 amino acids.